AUUAUAUGGAAUGGCCGAAUUGCAUAUAAUUGGUAGGAUUUUGUCUGCUAAAAAUUUUAAACAAUCACAACUUUUAUGCAAGUGGAGCUUUCAUGCUGGUAAUGGAUGGAAAGUGUUAAAUGGUUGCGAAGAAGGGCAAACUCAAGAAAGCUGUGACUUAUAUGUUAAUGAACCAGUUUGGGAUCAUCCCAUAGAUUUACACUAUACAACUCAGACCCUUCAAAAUUCACCAAAGCUUUUAUUGCAAAUAUUUUUUAGAGAUGCACAUGAAAGAAUAUUAUUUGGGUCUUAUGGAAGUUGUAACAUUCCAUUAUCUCCUGGAUUACAUUUUAUAGAAUGUCAUACAUGGAAACCAAUUGGUAAUUGGAAGGACAGAUUAAAAGAUAAAUUUUUGGGAAUAACUUUACAACUAAAAUCUCCAAAUGUUUUAGUUAAUUGCUUGGAUAGAUUUGAACUGCUUACAGAAAGCAUGGGUACAGUUAAAAUUGAAUUACAUAUACUCACAAAAAAUUUUGAGAAAUAUGGAUGUCAUUUAUAAAUGCACAUUAUAUUGCCAAAGAAUAUUAAUUGUAUAUUUAAAAUGAGCUUUAUGUAAGACUACAGAAAUGUUUACAAACAUAUUUAUAUUAAUGUUUUUUUAUCUUAUGCUUAAUCAAUUAACAUAUACAAAAAAACUUGAAGAAAUAUUUACAUGUGCAAAUGAAACAGAAU
This is a messenger RNA of Osmia bicornis bicornis, 711 nucleotides long. Its product is annotated as B9 domain-containing protein 2-like. Gene Ontology annotation, biological process: cilium assembly. Gene Ontology annotation, cellular component: MKS complex. The transcript has 3 exons. NCBI's taxonomy places the organism in Eukaryota, Metazoa, Arthropoda, Insecta, Hymenoptera, Megachilidae. The coding region runs from base 11 to 538 and encodes 175 amino acids. The record is from RefSeq and is a predicted model, not a curated record.